Molecule: messenger RNA, 357 nt
Organism: Colletotrichum orchidophilum
Lineage: Eukaryota; Fungi; Ascomycota; Sordariomycetes; Glomerellales; Glomerellaceae
Exons: 1
Coding region: 1-357 (118 amino acids)
Source: RefSeq, a predicted model, not a curated record
AUGCCACGCUUUGCUUGGCUACGACUUUUCCGACGGCACCGAUUUGUGCACCCGUUCUGGGCCCUUGAUCCUGAACCGCCCAUCGUGUCGGGGAAUCCACCCCUACAAAACGUGCGUUGGCCUAGUGCUUGGCUCUUGAGCAAACGGCGCCCCGCCGUCAGACCUGCGAACACCUGUUGUUGCACUGCAGUCGCGGGUUUCAUCUUGGACAACGUGGCUGUUGUUUCUUCUUCUAGAAUUCUGAAUGUGACAAGGAACGCGCUACAGCACGUCGUGAUCCAAGAUGAGUGGCGACGAGGCUGUUAUCGGAAGCGCACAUUCGACCGCCAACGCUGCUACACGAGGCCUAGACUCUGA